AUGCCAGCAGAAGCCACACGUAUGCCAUUCGAUAUUGACGCGGAGACGCUCUACAGUAUCGUCACUGACCCUGUGGAGGGGCCGCGUGUGUUCAAAAGCCUGGGCGGCGUGCGAGGGCUGAUGCAGCGGCUGCGCACCGAUCUCGCGCGCGGGCUGCCUUCGGAGAGUGCCGCCGAAGCGCAGGCGCGAUGCGCGGCUUUCGGUGCCAACGAACUGCCGCCAGCGAAGGAGGUAACGUUCAUGGACCUCGUGCUCGACUCGCUGGGUGACCGAAUGCUGCAGCUGCUGGUGGCCUCUGCGGUUGUGUCGCUCGUGCUCGGCCUCACUGUCGCGGACGCAGAGACAGGCCAGCCUGACUACUCGAACGGCUGGAUGGAGGGCGCGGCUAUUCUGCUCUCCGUCGCCAUCGUGACACUCGUCAGCAGCCUCAACAACUAUCAGAAGGAGCAGAAGUUCAGGGANCUUAUGCGGGAUGCACCGGCAGCGCGUGUGACGGUCAUGCGCGCCGGUGCGGUGGUGGAGACUACAGACAAGGAGUUGCUUGUCGGCGACAUCCUCAACGUGGCCGGGGGUGAUGUGCUGACGGUGGACGGCAUCGUGGUGCGCAGCAACGCCUUCAAGGUGGAUGAGUCUGCAGCAACUGGCGAGAAUGACGACGUUGUGAAGGAUGCCGCAGCGAGCCCGUUCGUGCUCUCAGGCUCAAACGUUGUGGAGGGUGACGCAGCAAUCCUCGUGACGGGUGUUGGCGCCAAUUCUUUCGCCGGCCGCAUCUCGCUGCAGGUGCGCACCGGGAGUGAGGAGACGCCGCUGCAGGAGAAGCUCGCAGCACUGGCUGAUCAGAUCGGUAACUGCGGCAUGAUCGCGGCGGCGCUCAUGUUCACCGCACUGAGUCUGCGUGAGCUAUUCCACACCAUCGUGAUGGGGUGGCGGCCACUGCACUACAAGCCGUUCCUCGACAGUCUCACCACAGCUGUGACGAUCGUGGUGGUGGCGGUGCCGGAGGGACUGCCUCUUUCCGUCACCAUCGCACUGGCAUACAGCAUGAAGCAGAUGUUUAAGGAGAAAAAUUUGGUGCGGCACCUCGUUGCCUGCGAGACAAUGGGGGGAGCUACCACUAUCUGCACCGACAAGACUGGCACCAUCACGCAGAAUGAGAUGACUGUGACGGACGGCAUCACCGCAGAAGGUAUCCGCUUUACCAUGUCCGGUGGCAAGGACAGCGACGAGGCGGUACUAGCGGAGGUCUUCACAUCGGCACCACCACUGUGUGGGCUUCUCGCUGAGGGUAUCGCAGUGAACAGUACCGCCGCGUGGCGGCGAGUAGAGGAUGCCGCAACACACACCAGCGCUGUACGCCUCACAGGUAAUAAAACGGAGCAGGCAAUGUUGACAUUUGUCAAUCGUCUCGGGGAAGACUCCAUGACGGUGAGGGCGGCAACGCUUGAGCGCGUGACACUCAUCGCGGUGACCACACCCAACACCGUGGCACCGUCCUGGCCGUCCGUUAUGGCAGCAGAGGACGGUGGGGGCGGAAUCAGUAAUAACAAGGGCAAAGAUGACAAUGGUGCCGCCGCUGCGGGAUCGGCACAGGUGCUUACUCAUGAGCGGGAGAUGCGGUCGUACCCAUUCUCCAGCGCGCGAAAGCGCAUGACCACAGCGCUGGCACUGCGGAAAAGUGGUAUUGUGCGGUACCACGUCAAGGGGGCGAGUGAGCUAGUCCUCGCCAUGUGCGCCUACGUCCUGCAGCGCGACGGGACACGAGUACCACUGAGUCCUGCCGCCAACGACAAACUGCAGGACGCCAUUAUGGAAAUGUCGCGCCGCCGUCUCCGCACAAUUGCGGUGGCGUACACCGAUGAACCACUGCCUACGGCGGCAGCGGGAAAGGCGAUACCACCAUCAUCAUCGGCAGUAACGGCAACGACGUCGUGCGUGUUCCCCGAAACAGAUGAGCACCUUCCGCCGCUUACGCUCAUUACCAUCCUCGGCAUCCGCGAUCCUGUGCGCCCGGAGGUGCCACAGGCUGUGCUACAGUGCAGACGUGCCGGCAUCAUUGUGCGUCUCAUCACAGGCGACAACAAGGCCACUGCAGUGAGUAUCGCACGCGAGGUGGGGAUAUACGGUCGUGUGUGGUCCGGGUCUGCGGCAGGUGAGCAGGGGCUGGCGCUAGAGGGGCCGCAGUUCCGCGAGUUCGCUAAGAGCGCACGGAAGCUGAACCAAAUAUUGCCGCGACUGCAGGUUAUAUCGCGUGCAUCGCCGCUAGACAAGCAGAUACUUGUGUCCGAACUCAUGAAGCGCGGCGAAGUCGUUGCUGUCACUGGCGACGGCACCAACGAUGCCCCAGCGCUGAAAAAUGCACACGUGGGGUUUUCCAUGAACGCCGGCACGGAGGUAGCGAAGACAGCCUCCGACGUGGUAAUCCUUGACGACAACUUCAGCACCAUCGUAACCGCCAUCAAGUGGGGGCGCAACGUCCACGACAACAUCUCGAAAUUCCUACAGUUCCAAAUGACAGUAAACGUUGCAGCUGUUGUGUUUUCCUUCAUCGGGGCCUUCAUAAAUGGCAAAGGUGAGCCCCCACUGAAGCCAGUGCAGCUUCUGUGGCUAAACCUCAUCAUGGACACACUCGCGGCGCUGGCGCUGGCCACCGAGUCUCCGCGUGAUAAUGUGCUUGACCGUCAGCCGCGUGGGCGUGAAGCACCGUUAAUAACACGCCGUAUGUGGAUUAACAUUCUGGGUCAAUCCGCUUACCAAGUGCUCCUGCAACUGUGGGUGCUGCACUGUGGGCACACCUUCUUCCAAGUUGAACCUGGCUCAGAGGAGCAUCUUACAAUAGUCUUUAAUGUGUUUGUCUUGCUGCAGCUCUGCAACGAAUUCAACGCCCGCAUUCUGGAUGAUAAACUCAACAUUUUUUUCGGAUUAGAACGCGCCCCACUCUUCCUGCUCGUUGUCGGCCUCACCCUCCUUGUGCAAAUCAUAGGCGUGCAGUACGGCGGACCUCUCAUGCGUGCGGUCCCGCUGUCGUGGCCGCAGUGGCAGCGGUGCCUGCUUGUUUCGUUCAUCCCGACCCCGCUCGGCCUGCUGCUGCGCUCGCGCCGCGUUGAGGAGGCGCCGCUGCCGCCGCCGCCGGUUGUGCUCGACGACGCAGAGGAGGCGCGACUGCAGAAGGCCUCCGCACACCGCCGCACCACACUCCGCGAGGCGGCGCGGAAGGUGGUCGUGCUCCUGAAGGUGGUCGCGGCCCUCACCACUGCCGCCGCGGACGCAAAGAGGAAGAAGCGCUACUAA
Molecule: messenger RNA, 3288 nt
Organism: Trypanosoma grayi
Lineage: Eukaryota; Euglenozoa; Kinetoplastea; Trypanosomatida; Trypanosomatidae
Product: putative P-type ATPase
Exons: 1
Coding region: 1-3288 (1095 amino acids)
Cellular component (GO): membrane; intracellular membrane-bounded organelle
Molecular function (GO): ATP binding; P-type calcium transporter activity; ATP hydrolysis activity
Source: RefSeq, a predicted model, not a curated record